Molecule: messenger RNA, 4899 nt
Organism: Scutellospora calospora
Lineage: Eukaryota; Fungi; Glomeromycota; Glomeromycetes; Diversisporales; Gigasporaceae
Source: the annotation of a GenBank genome assembly
AUGACGUCCCCGACAAAUUUUUCGCUGCCUCCUACACAAGAAGCAGUAAGCGAAAGAAGUGCAACAAGUAGUGAAAACGAACGUCGUAUCGUUGCCAACAUACCUUUACCUGAACGUCAACCAAAGGGGAAAUAUGUCUCAAAUAAGAUUAUCACAUCAAAGUAUACUAUAUGGACUUUUUUACCAAAAAAUUUAUUUGAACAAUUCCGUAGAGCUGCCAAUAUGUAUUUUUUAUUCAUGGCUAUUCUUGGAAUGAUACCAGCUGUGAGUACAAAUUCCCCUGUUUUGACUUUACUCCCUCUUUCAACUGUUGUUUUUCUUACCGCAUGUAAAGACGCCGUUGAAGAUAUGAAUCGUCAUCAAAUUGAUGAUAAAUAUAAUAGUGCUACUUGUUAUCUUUUACAAAAUUUUGUUAAUGUAAAUUAUCCUAGUCAGAAAAAACUUUCUUUUUGGAAAAAAUUCUUACUUAGAAUAAACCUUUUUUUUAAUUGGAAUAAUUCAAAAAAACCUAUUGAAAAUUCUGAUGAUGAAAUUCCUUCUGAACCUUCAAAUGAUGUUAUGUGGAAGAAUGUUAGAGUUGGUGAUUUUUUAUAUUUAAAAAAUGGUGACGCUGUACCUGCUGAUGCUAUAAUUUUAUCUACUUCUGAACAAAAUGGUACUUGUUUCGUUGAAACAAAAGAUCUUGAUGGUGAAACUAAUCUUAAACCACGUAGAUGUAUUCCUAAUGAUAUUUUAAAAAAUAUCAAAUUUCCUGAAGAUUGUUCUAAAUCUAUGUUUUGGAUUGAUUCUGAAGCUCCAAAUUCUAAUUUAUUCACUUAUAAUGCAAAAUUAACUGUUGUUACUGGUUUAUCUGAAAGAGAUGUUCCAUUACAAGAUCAAGAUUUUAUUAAUGAUUCAUCUGAAAGAAAUUUAAAUAAUCCUAUAUUAAAGUCGAAAAUGGCUAUUCCUGUUGAUAUAAAUAAUUUAUUAUUACGUGCUCAUGUUAUUAGAAAUACUGAAUGGGUUAUUGCUAUAACUGUUUUUACCGGUAUCGAUACUAAAAUUAUGCUUAAUUCUGGUGAAACUCCGAGUAAAAGAAGUAGAAUAGAAAAAGAAAUGAAUCAGGAAGUCAUAUUAAAUUUUAUGGUUCUCAUCAUUCUUGCUUUAAUUUGUGCUAUCGGAACUGGUGUUUCAACGGAACUUUUGGCUAAUAUAAGGGGUGAAGGUAUUCAACAACGUGUUGAUGGUAUCGGAAUUAGAUCAGGUCUGAUUAUUUUUCAAAACAUAAUUCCGAUUUCUUUAUAUAUUUCGAUCGAAUUUGUGAAAGGGUUUCAGGCCUUUUUUAUUUACAAUGACCUUGAUAUGUGGGAUGAAGAUGCUGAGAUUCCAUGUGUCCCAAAAUCAUGGAAUCUUUCCGAUGAUCUUGGUCAAAUUGAAUAUAUAUUUUCUGAUAAAACUGGUACAUUAACACGUAAUAUAAUGGAAUUCCGUCAAUGUUCUAUUGGUGGUAAAAUAUAUGGUCGAAAUGGUUGGGCUGGUAAAACAGAUGCUAAUAUUGGAAGAGAAAUAGCCACAAACAAUGAUAAACCUGAUGAUAAUGAAAUUAAUUAUAUGGAUAAAAAUGAAAUUUGGAAACAAUAUAUGAAUGAAAUGAAAAAUUUAUUUGAUCCAAAAUAUUCAAGUACAAAUUCGGAUUUUUUAACAUUUGUAGAUCCAGAAAUAUUUAGAGAUUUACGUGAGGGGAAAUCUAUUGAUGAAAAUGAAGAUUAUAAUGUGGAAUUUAAUAACGAUGAUAGUAUCGAUAAUCAAAAAAGAGCUCAACUUGUUAAAGAGUUUUUCACAUUAUUAGCAGUAUGUCAUACAGUAGUUGUAGAUACAAUUACUGAUGAAAGUGAUAGUACUACGAGUAGUAGUGAUAAAAGCAAAACAUCUGCAAAUGGUGUGCAUUCAGAUCAGACAAGCGAGUCUAAUUUAUACCCAAUAGAAGAAGAAAAAGUUUCACCAAAUCAUUCAACUUUUGAUGUUACUCUAAAAAAAGUUAAACAUUCGUUUACGAAUCUCAAGUCUUCUUUUAAAGGACUCGAUCCAAUGUCAAGUUUAAUGGCUCCUAAAGGAAAAAAACAAGAAAUAUUUGAUAAAACAGUGAAACAUAACCUUGUGUAUAAAGCUGAAUCUCCUGACGAGGCUGCUUUGGUUUCAGCUGCAAAAAAUGUUGGAUUCGCCUUCUUAGGUCGAACAGCUGAAUCAAUGACUAUUGAUAUUUUUGGUCAAGAAUACGUUUUUGAUAUAUUAAAUGUACUGGAAUUUAAUUCUUCACGUAAAAGAAUGAGUAUAAUAGUUCGUCGUCCUAAAGAAUUGGGUGGUGGUAUAAUAUUAUUCUGUAAAGGAGCAGAUAAUGUUAUAUUUGAACGUCUAGCCAGUGGUCAAGAACAAUUAAUUGAAAAAACUACUGUUGAUAUUGAGAAUUUUUCUAAUGAUGGCCUUAGAACACUAACUUUGGCAUAUAGUGUAUUGGAUGAAUCAUAUUAUCAAUCUUGGGCAACAAAAUAUCAAGAAGCUUCGACCGCCAUUAAUGAACGUUCUUCUAAAAUUGAUGCUUGUGCCGAUGAAAUAGAAAGAGAUCUUAUACUUUUAGGUGCAACUGCAAUUGAAGAUAAACUUCAAGAAGGUGUUCCUGACUGUAUAGCAUGCCUUCGAAAGGCUGGAAUUAAAAUUUGGGUCCUGACGGGUGAUAAAUUAGAAACAGCAAUUAAUAUUGGAUUUGCCGCUCAAUUAUUGACAAAAGAAAUGAGACUUUGGAUUGUAAAAGGUUCGAAAAAAGAUAUGGUCGCAAAACAACUUAAUAGUGUAUAUGCACAUUUAAUAUCUGGUGAUAUUGAGUUACAAGACGGAGCGGAUCCCGUACAACCUGAUGAUAUACAUGCUUUUAUUGUUGAUGGCUCGGCUUUGUCUCACCUAUUGGACGAUCCUAAAGCACGCCAACAAAUUCUUGAAUUGUCUGAACAUUUUCAUUCUGUAAUAUGCUGUCGUGUUAGUCCUUUACAAAAGGCCCUGGUGGUCGAAUUAGUACGAACAGGAAAAUUUUCCACAACAUUAGCCAUAGGUGAUGGUGCAAAUGAUGUUAGUAUGAUUCAAGCCGCUAAUGUCGGUGUUGGUAUCUCUGGACAAGAAGGAGUACAAGCUGCAAUGGCCGCUGAUUAUAAUAUUACACAAUUUCGAUAUCUUAAAAAACUUUUACUUGUACACGGUCAUUGGGAUUAUAUGCGCAUUGCGGAGAUGAUAUUAAAUUUCUUUUAUAAAAACGUAAUAUGGGUAUUUCCGGUAUUAUGUUUUGUACAAUUAUAUAAUAUGAUAUUUACGGUCGCUCCUAUAGUAGUUUUAGGGACAAUGGAUCAAUCUGUUAGUGCUAAAUAUUGCCUGAAAUAUCCAAGCAUUUAUAGCUUGGGAAUAAGAAAAAUGCGAUAUGAUUCUGGUAGUAUCGAAUUUUCAACUUCUGUUGCUAUAACCGCAAUAGUUAUAGCAAAUUUAUUUGUUUGUUUUAACACAUAUUAUUGGAAUUGGAUAUUAUGGACAAUAAUAACUUGUGAAUUGGUUUUUCUUUUUGCUUAUGUUCUAAUUUAUGGUCUUUUUACUGAAAGUCCAAUAUAUGGUAUAUGUGAACAAUUAUUUAGUGAAGGUAUAUUUUGGUUUGGUAUGGCAUUUGCAAUUUUAUUAGCUGGUUUACCACGAUUUGUAAUAACUUUUGUUAAACAAUGGUGGUAUCCUGAUGAUUUAGAUAUUAAGAUGAUCUUAUCCGUUCAUAACUAUAUUCAAGAAAAAAUGAAAAUGACCGAUGAAAUAAAAAUAACCGACGAACAGUCAAAGAAAGCCACUAACCUUCGUAAAGAAGUUUCUAUAGCAACAGAGGUAGGUGAAGCAACUGUUGCCCAUGUCGUUGCUGAAUUCAAUAAAACUGGAAAGGUUACAUCAUCAGAACAAGUUCAUGAUUUAAUUCUCUCUGCAAAUAGAGACGGUCUUCCUCUUACCCUUCAAUCCAUAGUCUUUGAAUUAUCUGAAUUAGGCUUUGCUCCUCAAAAUGUUUUGUAUCAGGCACAAUAUCUUCGUUGGCGAUUUGAAAAUAUUCAAGGACAAAACGAUGUUCCUAAGGAUGGUGUGGUGUAUAAAAGUGAAAGAGGUCGUAUGUUAGUUAUAUUUGGAGCCAUCAUCGUUUUUCAUAAUGGAAAUAGCAAUAAAGUAGAAGAAGAGUUCAUUCAUAAAUCCUUUCUUAUUUGGGACCCUACUGCAAAGCGACCUACUGGGAAAGGAAGAAAAAAAAAGAAUGCAAAAGCGUGGGAGACAGUUCUGGAUGCGGUGAAAAUGGCCGGUAUUGUUCCAGAUAAAGUGGAUUAUCAUGGGAAUUUUAAUGCAGAAGUAUUUGAAAGAAUUUUUGAGAAUCUUUGUGAAAAUCUUAGCAAUGAUUAUGGACCAUGCGUUAUCUAUAUGGAUGGGGCAAAAUACUAUAAACGUCACUCUGAAGCUGCACCAACUUCUAAUUGGAAUAAACCUGUGAUAAAGGAGUGGUUAGAAUCCCACAAUAUCGAUUUUGACUCUAGAAUGACAAAAGUGAAACUAUAUGAAUUGACGAAAAAAGAGAAAAAAUCCAUCCCUUUCACUACUGUCACUAUUGCAAAUAAGUUUGGUCAUCGACUUCUUUUUACACCUCAUAUCAUUCCAGAUAUUCUUUCUCUUUGGAAUAUCUUACUUAGUUCCUUUCAGGAGAAAAUAAAAUCGGAUGUGGUUGUUUCAUGCUGGAAAAAAUGUUUAGGUAAGGCGAGAAACUAUUGGGAAAUGGUCAAUGAUGGAAUAAAUGACGAGAGUGAAGAUGAAGAUGUAGACUUGUAUUCAGGAGACGAAAACCUUAAUGAGGAAAGUGUAGAUUAA